Molecule: messenger RNA, 4951 nt
Organism: Gavia stellata (red-throated loon)
Lineage: Eukaryota; Metazoa; Chordata; Aves; Gaviiformes; Gaviidae
Product: cullin-associated NEDD8-dissociated protein 1
Exons: 15
Coding region: 1-3711 (1236 amino acids)
Biological process (GO): protein ubiquitination; SCF complex assembly
Cellular component (GO): nucleus
Source: RefSeq, a predicted model, not a curated record
AUGGCCAGCGUCUCCUACCACAUCUCCAGCCUGCUGGAGAAGAUGACCUCCACGGACAAGGACUUCAGGUUUAUGGCCACCAACGACCUGAUGAUGGAACUGCAGAAAGAUUCGAUAAAACUAGAUGAAGACAGCGAGAAAAAAGUUGUGAAAAUGCUUUUGAAACUGCUGGAGGACAAAAAUGGGGAAGUACAGAACCUCGCUGUCAAGUGUCUGGGCCCACUGGUUGGCAAAGUGAAGGAGUACCAGGUGGAAACCAUUGUGGAUACGCUGUGUACAAACAUGUUAUCUGACAAGGAACAGCUGCGGGACAUCUCUAGCAUUGGACUGAAAACAGUCAUCUCGGAGCUGCCACCAGCUUCUACAGGCUCCACUAUGACAGCAAAUGUGUGCAAAAAGAUCACAGCCCAGCUGACAGGAGCCAUUGGCAAGCAGGAGGAUGUAUCUGUGCAGCUGGAGGCCCUUGAUAUCCUGUCAGAUAUGCUGAGCAGACUAGGGGGAACACUCUACUCUUUCCAUUCCUCCAUUCUGAACUGCCUCCUUCCCCAGCUGACAAGCCCCAGGCUGGCAGUACGUAAAAGGGCCAUCAUUGCCUUGGGUCAUCUUGUCUUGACCUGCAGCGGAAACAUCUUCUCAGAGCUCACAGAACAUCUGCUUGCCGAGCUGAAGAGGAAUGAGUCUACUUCUACUACCAGGACGUAUAUUCAGUGUGUCGCUGGCAUCAGUAGGCAGGCUGGACACCGCAUAGGAGAACAUCUGGAGAAGAUAAUUCCCCUGAUUGUUCAGUACUGUAACGUGGAAGAUGAUGAGCUGAGAGAGUACUGCUUUCAGGCCUUUGAGUCUUUUGUGAGAAGGUGCCCAAAGGAAAUUGACCCUCACAUCCCUAGUGUGAUGGGGUUAUGUUUGAGGUACAUCACCUUUGACCCAAACUACAACUAUGAUAAUGAGGAGGAGGAAGAGGAAGAGAUGAUGGAAACUGAAAAUGGGGAGGAUGAAGAGCAAGAAAGCGAUGAUGAGUACAGCGACGAUGAUGACAUCAGCUGGAAGGUCCGCAGGUCUGCAGCGAAGUGCCUGGAGGCCAUUGUCAGCAGUAGGCAUGAUCUCCUUCAGGACUUCUACAAAACUCUUUCCCCAGUCUUGAUAAGCAGAUUCAAAGAGAGGGAGGAGAAUGUCAAAGCUGACAUCUUCAGCACUUAUAUCUCCUUGCUGAAGCAAACACUGCCCAUCCAGAGCUGGCUGCAUGCUUCAGAUGCCUCUGGCAAAGAUGACAUUCCCCUGACAAUGCUUCAGAACCAGGUGCCCAACAUCGUCAGGGCCUUGCACAAGCAGCUCAAAGAAAAGAGCAUCAAAUCAAGACAGGGUUGUUUCAGCCUCCUGACAGAACUGGCCAAUGUUCUUCCCGGUUGCCUGGCAGAUCACAUCCCUGCACUAGUCCCUGGUAUUGUUUUCUCCUUGGCUGAUAAAUCCAGCUCCUCCAACAUGAGGAUAGAUACGCUGUCUUUCCUUCAUGUUCUUCUUUGCAACCACCAGCCAGAGGUAUUUCAUCCUCAUAUCAAAAGCCUGCUACCUCCUGUUGUGACCUGUAUCGGAGACCCCUUUUAUAAGAUCACUUCAGAAGCUCUGCUGGUUACUCAGCAACUUGUCAAAGUUAUCAGACCUUUGGACAAAUCUUGCACUUUUGAUGCCAAGCCCUAUGUGAAGGACCUUUUCCAUGGUACUCUGAAGCGACUGAAAGCAGCUGACAUUGACCAGGAGGUGAAAGAGCAUGCUAUCUCCUGCAUGGGACAAAUAAUUUACAGUCUGGGAGACCAUUUAAGCACUGAUCUCCAGCCAACCUUGAAGAUAUUUCUAGAGAGGCUCAAAAAUGAAAUCACCAGAUUGACAACAGUCAAAGCAUUAACCUUAAUUGCUAGUUCUCCACUUAAAAUAGAUUUGAGACCCAUUCUAGGGGAAGGUUUCCCCAUUCUAGCUUCCUUCUUGAGAAAGAAUCAACGUGCCUUGAAACUGAGCACUCUGACUGCUCUGGACAUCCUGGUGAAGAACUACAGUGACAGCCUCAAGCCUGCCAUGAUAGAGUCUGUCCUAACAGAGCUCCCUGCUUUAAUUACUGAGAAUGACAUGCACGUUUCCCAGGUGGCUAUCGUGUUCCUUACUACAUUAGCUAAGGUUUAUCCAUCCUGCAUCUCUAAGAUCAGCAGUUCAGUUCUUUCUGAAAUCUUCCAGCUUGUCCACUCACCUUUGCUCCAAGGAGGGGCCCUGAACGCUAUCAUAGACUUCUUCCAGGCUCUGGUUCUGACGAAGACGGCCACCAUGGGUUAUUCAGAGCUGAUGAAGCAGCUGACUGCACCUAUUUACUCCUCAGGAUCAGCCGGGGCAUCAGUGACGUUACACAAACAGGCAUAUUACUCUGUCGCAAAGUGCGUGGCAGCCCUUUCCUCAGCCUGCCCAAAGGAAGCCCCUGCGAUAGUGAACCAGUUUAUCCAGGAUGUAAAAAACCCCAAGUCCAGCUCUGCUGUUAAAGUGCUAGCUUUCCUUUCACUGGCAGAGAUGGGACGCACCAUGAACCUCAGUGCUCAGAGAGAGCUCAAAACCGUCAUCCUGGAAGCAUUCACUUCGCCCAGCGAAGAGGUGAAAUCCGCUGCUUCCUAUGCAUUGGGGAACAUCAGUGUUGGGAAUCUUAAGGAGUAUCUUCCCUUCAUGCUGAAAGAGAUUGGAAGCCAGCCCAAGAGACAGUACCUCCUGCUGCACUCUCUAAAAGAAGUCAUCAGCUCCUCCCCGGCCGAUGGCCUCAAACCUUACGUGGAGGAUAUUUGGGCUCUGCUUUUCAAGCACUGUGAGUGCACAGAGGAAGGGACGCGCAAUGUGGUGGCUGAAUGCCUGGGGAAGCUGACUUUGGUGAAUCCCUCUGAGCUGCUGCCCCGCUUGAAAAAACAGCUGUCAUCAGGCUCUCCACAUGCCCGGAGCACGGUGGUAACUGCAAUCAAAUUCACAAUUGCAGACCAGCCUCAGCCUAUUGAUGCUCUCCUGAAGGGCUGCAUAGGUGACUUCUUAAAAACUCUUCAGGAUCCAGACCUGAAUGUUCGACGUGUGGCUUUAGCCAUGUUUAAUUCUGCUGCUCACAACAAACCUUCUUUAAUCCGAGAUUUACUAAAUGCAGUUCUCCCCAGCCUGUAUAACGAAACGAAGGUCAGAAGGGAACUCAUCCGGGAGGUAGAAAUGGGGCCAUUCAAGCACACAGUGGAUGAUGGCCUUGAUGUGAGGAAAGCUGCUUUUGAAUGCAUGUAUACACUGCUGGAAAGCUGCCUUGACCGACUGGAUAUCUAUGAGUACCUGAACCAUGUGGAGGAUGGACUGAAGGAUCACUAUGACAUUCGGAUGCUGACUUUCAUAAUGUUGGCUCGACUGUCCACACUCUGUCCCAACGCCGUGCUGCAGCGGCUCGAGCGACUGAUUGAGCCACUCCGAGCAACUUGCUCCACAAAGGUAAAAGCUGGUUCUGUGAAACAGGAGUUUGAGAAGCAGGAUGAACUGAAGCGAUCCGCCAUGAGAGCAGUAGCUGCUCUCCUGACCAUCCCUGAAGUAGAGAAAAGUCCAGCGAUGGCUGAGUUUUCAUCUCAGAUCAGGUCCAAUCCUGAAAUGGCGUCACUUUUUGAGAGCAUUCAGAAAGAUUCUGCUUCCCUACCCACCUCGGAGUCGAUGGACAUGAGCUAAGUAAGAUCCGCUUGUUUACUCCACCACGUUCCUGCCCUCGCAAUGCAUUCACCGCAUGGAGACGCCACAGACAGGCCAAGGAAGAGCUGGGCUCUACUGCAACAGCCAUGUGCAAGUCACUGGGUGCCAACAGGAGAAAGUGGCUGGUUCCAGCUGGACUUGCCAUCUGACACCUCGCUGAACUGUAACAAGACAUGCGAGAUAAGGGAAAUGCCUCCUUAUGGAGGGGAGGGGUUGGAAGAUGAGUAUUCUAAUUUUCCAGCAAGUUUUAAGGGGCGUACAAAGCAAUCGAAAUUGAAUGUGGUUCCAUGAAAAAUGGAGCCUACUUCCUGAAAUACUUCCUUACUGCAGUACAAAGAAAAAUAGUUUAAAAUGUUUUAGCCACUGCACAUGCACUUUCUACCCCAAAUUGCCUGAAGAAUGUAUUUAUAUUGUUUCACUAAAUAACAUGGCUAAAAACUGAAGUCACAUCUUUAAUUAGUGAUGAGCGUAACUCUAGGCCCCGUUUCAAAGAGGAGACUUGCAUUAGCCAAGCUGCAGGAGCUGCAUGGGGGUAGUUUGUUACCCAGACUCCCCAGGCUUUCCACCCACGGCUCAAUUCACAGAACAGGCACCAGUAGUUUAGUGUUUCUGUGGUGUUUUUGCAAUAUGAAGCUAUCCUGCUUGACUUCCAUUUUUAUGGCUUUGACUGCAAAAUACUCAACCAGCUGUCUUCUAAGAGAGGUGAUUACUCGAUUUGCAUUACCACAACAAACCUUACACUAAGCUUUUCUUUGCAUUUAACACGGGCUUAUCUUUCCCACUUCGAGCAGCUCGGUGCUUGUGUCGAGCGACCAGCCCCAAAGGCAUUGGUCUACGCUGAACUCUGGUCACGCAACAGCAGCAGGCAACUGCAGGAAAGCUGGUAUUCAGUAUGUUGGUGUCACAGAAGUGAGGGAUGACAGGCACCAGCCAGAGGUGCAAGCACACAAGCAGCCCACACAAACCCUUCUCUCAUUUGAAAACUUACUCUGUUGUGUUCAAAUCCUGCUUUGCAGAGGGGAAAAAAAGCCUUAAGAGACAGAGAGGAUCUAACAGCAAAUUAGAGAACAAGGCCACCAUGACACACUUCUUGUAGGCACGGAGCUGUAGUAAGCUUUCAUUUCUCCUUUUUUGACAGUGGUUGAUGUGAAAAAUAUUUAUAGUGCUGUGUGAAAGAACAUCCAUUCUGUUUGAGUGGUGUAAAAAAUAAAAACAUACU